Messenger RNA from Ruditapes philippinarum (Manila clam), 659 nucleotides. RefSeq names its product coatomer subunit zeta-1-like. The coding region runs from base 99 to 644 and encodes 181 amino acids. The transcript has 8 exons. Gene Ontology annotation, cellular component: COPI vesicle coat. Gene Ontology annotation, biological process: retrograde vesicle-mediated transport, Golgi to endoplasmic reticulum; intracellular protein transport; intra-Golgi vesicle-mediated transport. NCBI's taxonomy places the organism in Eukaryota, Metazoa, Mollusca, Bivalvia, Venerida, Veneridae. The record is from RefSeq and is a predicted model, not a curated record.
UUUAUUAUUCUUAUAAUUAUGGUACGACACAGUACGGCAAAUACCUACGAUCAAAUAAUCAAGCGUCUAUGUGACACUUCCACGUCAAAAACUAAAACAUGGAUUCUCAAGUUUUGGAACCAUCUUUGUACUCUGUAAAAGCCAUCAUGAUUUUAGAUAAUGAUGGAAACAGACUAAUGGCAAAGUACUUUGAUGAUCAAUUUCCAUCAGCAAAAGAACAGAAGACAUUCGAAAAGAACCUGUUCAAUAAAACACAUAGAGCAAACGCUGAAAUUAUCAUGUUUGAAGGAUUGACUUGUGUAUAUAGAAGUAAUGUAGAUCUCUUCUUUUAUGUUGUUGGCAGUACCAAUGAAAAUGAGCUUAUUCUAGCCAGUGUUCUGAAUGCAUUUUACGACUCUAUAUGUCAGAUAUUGAGAAGAAAUGUUGAAAAAAGAGCUUUGUUAGAAAAUAUGGAUGCUGGAUUCCUAGUUAUGGACGAAAUUUGUGAUGGAGGAAUUAUUUUGGAUUGUGACAGCUCCAGCAUUGUAUCUAAAGUUGCAAUAAAAACAGACGAUAUACCCAUUGGGGAACAAACAGUUUCACAGCAAUUGAAGUCCAAACUUGAGAUGCCUUUAAACCUAGGAAAGCAGGUAAGCCCAAAAUAGGCCCUACAUGUAUUG